AUGGUGGAGGAGAGGAGGAGGAGGAGGAGGAGGAGGAGAGGAGGAGGAGGAGGAGGAGGAGGAGGAGGAGGUGGAGGUGGAGGUGUAGGUGUAGGUGUAGGUGUAGGUGGAGUAGGAGGAGGAAGAACAGCAGAAGGAGGGGGAGAUGGAGGAGAAGGAGGAGGUGGGGAGGAAGAACAGGCGGUGGAGGAAGGAGAGAAGAAGAAGAGUGUAUGGAGAAAGAUAGGUGGAGGUGGAGGUGUAGGUGGAGGAGGAGGAGGAGGAGGAACAGCAGAAGGACGGGGAGAUGGAGGAGAAAUAGGAGUGGAGGAAGAACAGGAGGUUAGAGGAGGAGUAGGGAGGAAGAACAGGAGGAGGUGGUGGGAAGGGGGAGGAGGAGAAGGAGAAGGAGAAGGAGAAGGAAGAAGGAAGGAGGAGGUAGGAGGAGGAGGAGGAGGAGGAGGAGGAGGAUGGUGGAGGAGAAUUUUCAUGUAUUCAAGGUUAUCCGGCAUCAUACAUCAUUGGUCAUUGAUGAUGGAGGAAGAAGAAGAGUGUAUGGAAAAAGAUGAGGAGGAGGGGGCCGAGGGAGGGAGAAUAUGUGGUAAGGAAGAGGAAGAAGAAAACAGAAAAAAGUGA
This is a messenger RNA of Macrobrachium nipponense, 615 nucleotides long. RefSeq lists its product as uncharacterized. Lineage: Eukaryota; Metazoa; Arthropoda; Malacostraca; Decapoda; Palaemonidae. The record is from RefSeq and is a predicted model, not a curated record. Bases 1 to 615 code for a protein of 204 amino acids. The transcript has 2 exons.